Molecule: messenger RNA, 1239 nt
Organism: Phytophthora infestans T30-4
Lineage: Eukaryota; Oomycota; Peronosporomycetes; Peronosporales; Peronosporaceae
Exons: 2
Coding region: 1-1239 (412 amino acids)
Source: RefSeq, a predicted model, not a curated record
AUGUCGACCAUGUACCAGGACCGUAUCCCGCAGAUCUCGCUCACGGACGAGGAGCGCGCCAAGUAUGACCAAUCGGCCCGUAUCUUUCUAAUGGAGACUAUGGCCGAGCGUUCCAAGUUCGAUCCGGAGCGUAUCAACCCCAAGCAGUGGGAAUACGUGCGUCGCCGCAAGUCUAUGAGCGUCUACCACAGCGUCAACGGUACGUCGGAUCCGGCGGUGCUACUCAUGCUCGGAACGGGUCUGAUCGACGGCUCCAUCGAAGACGUUUUGAGCGGCCUAUAUUGUGAUACGACCGAGGAUCUCCGGACAGCCAAGGUUCUACUGGGGUAUCCGCUGGCUGGAGGUGCCGUCAUGAAUGUCAGUGAACGUCGUAGUAUGAAGGACCCUUUCCGCUUCGCUGGUAUCAAGUGGCUUGCAGCGAGAUCCGUUUGGGGUUUGAUGCGAGACCGAGACGUCUUGACGUACGAGCGAAUGGGUCUGACUGUGGAUGCCGAUGGCGAACAAUGGGGCUACCAUACUCUACAGUCGAUACGCCGCCCGGAGUGGCCAAUGGAAGCGAUGCCAGGGAUGCAGCGUCAGCACACGGCAACGUGCUAUCUCUAUCGCCCACGACGCUAUAUCAACAAAACCGAGAUCUUCCUUUGGGGCUCCAUAUAUAAGUUUGGUAAAUACCCGGACAAGGUUAUAUACUUCGGCGUAGCUACGACGUGGCUCAACGUCGUCCACAGCUCUACGAGUGGCCACGCCAAAAAGUUCAGCGCGCUAAUGGAGAGAGCGGAAAGCCACGGAUGGCCAGCCACAAGCAAAGCGUGCCAUGUCUGCUCCAAGCAACCUCUACUAAAAAGCUAUUCGGCAUGCGCUGGUUGUCAUCAAAGUGUAUGUAGAGACUGUUCUCGGCAGAAGGGUAUCUUCGCAUUGGACGCCAAGCGCAAGAAGCCCCUACGUCGGUUGUUCUGCGUGCUCUGCAUUAAGAGCGUCAUCGGGAGUGCACACUGGAGCGUGGACGACCAUAUCGAAGCUAGUGGCCUUGAGUCCGAGCCCGAACUCUCGUUCCUGUCUCUUUCGAGCUACACGGGAACAGAGAGCGUCAGUACAGGGCGCAGCGGAAGUAUUCAAGGUGACAAUCAAGUGGCCGAUCCAUUCCGCCCACGGGUAUCAUCUUCGCCUACUUCAACACUUCCAGUUCUGGGUGCACAGGGACCGCUAGACCCGGAUGCGCAGCUCGUGCUCGACUGGUAA